Messenger RNA from Seriola dumerili (greater amberjack), 2801 nucleotides. RefSeq lists its product as uncharacterized. Gene Ontology annotation, molecular function: transmembrane signaling receptor activity. The record is from RefSeq and is a predicted model, not a curated record. Gene Ontology annotation, biological process: cell surface receptor signaling pathway. NCBI's taxonomy places the organism in Eukaryota, Metazoa, Chordata, Actinopteri, Carangiformes, Carangidae. The coding region runs from base 68 to 2278 and encodes 736 amino acids. The transcript has 14 exons.
UUCUUCAACAGAGUGGAGUCAGGCCUUCACACUUAGAGUGUCAUCACAUAAACCCAGGCCCACAGUUAUGGCAGAUAAGAGAACCGUACCGGUAAAUGGCAGCGUAACACUGACCUGCUCUGUGGAAAACUCCACUGAGUGGAAAUACGACUGGUUCAGACGUACCUCACACUCUUCUGAUGCUCAGGCCAUAAGAGCUGGUGAACCGGGCAAAGUUAUCAGUAUCUCACAUGGAGGCAUCUACCACUGCAGAGGAGGGAGACGAGACACAGCUUUCUCCACAGAGAACAGCGAGUCAGUCACAAUUGAGAAAACAGUUUCCAACAAGGCUGUUGUGUUCCUGCAACCCAACUGGCCUCUGGUGUUCACUGGUGAGACCAUCACCGUUAGAUGUGGGAUUCACGGAGGUGGAAGCACCGAGUGGGAGUAUGAAUGGAGCGAACCCAAGUCCAGCACGGUUCCAGCAUACGAUGAAUACAGGAUCGACAGUGCAUCUGUGUCCGACAGCGGGAACUACAGGUGUAAGGGUAAAGACAAACGGGACUUGUUUUCCUCGACAGAGUGGAGCGACGUCAUCACGUUGACAGUUUCUGCAGACAGACCAACUGCUAACCUGAGUGCUGACAACAGAGCCUUUGCAGCAGGGGGCAGGGUGACACUGACCUGCUCUGUGAACCCAUCAUCAUCUGGUUGGAAAUACUACUGGUACACAGGCGAGAAAACCUCUGAGCCCCUGACGACACAAGAUGCUGUUUCCCACUCAAGUGGAGACAUCAGUGUCUCACAGGAAGGACUCUACUGGUGCAGAGGAGGAAGAGGAGACCCAGUGUACUACACAGAGUUCAGCGACUCUGUCAACAUUCACAAAACUGUCAGCAACACGGCUGUUGUGACUGUGCAGCCCAACUGGCCUGAGAUAUACAGAGGAGAGACGAUCACUGUCAGCUGUGAGAUCCAGGGAGGAGGAGACACUGAGUGGACGUAUGAAUGGAUGACAACCAGCUCAUAUAAACGUUCAAACAACAAUGAAGAGAGGAUUAGUUUGUCGUCUUCAUCACAAAGUGGUGACUACUAUUGGUGUAAGGGCAGACUGAAAAGUGCACAACAGAAUUCAACAGGAUGGAGUGUUCCCUUCAAAUUAACAGUAUCUUACACAUCACAACCUGUCCUCACUGUGUCUCCAUCAUGGCUGAGUCCUGGAGCCUCAGUAACUCUGAAGUGUGAGGUUGAACAUCCAUCUGCAGGAUGGAGGUUCUACUGGUACAAGGCUGUUCCCAGAUUGUCCAAAAGCAACAUGUAUAACCGCUACCACUCUAUACGUGGACGCUGGAUAGAUUUUGAUUACUACCACUCCUACAGCUACGAGCUGCUCCCUGGAAGCAGCAGUGGGACUGAACAGGAUUCCUACAUCGUCCAUGAUGUUCAUCCAGCAGCGUCUCUCACAGUGAGUCCUGACGGAGCGCAGCACUUCACCUCUGACUCUGUCUCACUGAGCUGUGAGGGAAACUCUACUGAGUGGAGAGUGAGGAGGUUUCCUGAUGGUCGCUCCCUGCCAUACUCUUCAUACUGCUUUACCACAAUGACUGGAUCCACCUGCAACGUCCAUGGUCUCUUACCCAGGAAUGAUGCGUACUGGUGUGAGUCUGGAUCAGGAGAGUUCAGCAACGCGGUCAACAUCACCGCAAGUUAUACUGUUAUUAUCCUGGUGAGCCCCCUCCACCCCGUGAACGAGGGAGAUUCUGUUUCUCUUCUCUGCAAAUUGAGGACAGGACUCUCAUUUUUUUCUAAUGUCGCUUUCUACAAAAAUGGCAACGUCAUCCACAAUGACGACAGAGGGGUGCUGAAUAUCUCUGCGGUGUCAAAGUCAGACGAAGGCUUCUACAAGUGUGAACAUUCAGGAAAUGAGUCACCACAGAGUUGGAUGUCAGUAAAAUCGUCUCGCUCCUCAUCUCCCGAGCCGCUGGUCGUCGGGCUGGUUAUCGGUGUCGCGCUGGUUGUUCUCCUGCCGCUGCUACUGUUGUGCUGGUGCAGGAAGUCAAAGAAUCCGCGUUGCAACAGGCCCGUCCAGUCUGAAAAGACCGAUCAGGACUCUGCUACGGACCAAACUGUCAACCGAGAUGCAAAUCAACAGCAAAUAUACUCGUCUCUUCUCCACGGUGACGUCUGUGUCUAUGAAUCAAUCAGAGGCUCUGAAAACACUGGGAAUGGAAACCGAGAUGAUCCAGGUGACAGGUCUGACUACUAUAAUGUGAAUCCAGAUGCAGCUGCAGGUCCAUAAAGAGACGUGCAUCAUCGAGGAAGACAAAAGAAGCGUGGACGACAUCGUGAAAAAAACGCUUCACAGCAUUGAUACAACUGCUGCCAUCCAAAUGUUAGACACAGUAUCCUGUGCAGUUUUCUAGCAAAUCAUAUGAAAGAAAGACACGGCCAGCAUUAAUAACAAAACUGCUGAGACGAUUUGCUUUUGUCUUUAUGCUCAUUAUGUAAAUCUUUGUUGCAAUCAUUCUGGAGGUUAGACGGCGUAGGACUGCUGUACUUUUAAAGUCAGCCGUGAUGUUAUACAUUCAUAUAUAAUGGUCAUUAUUCACGCACACCUCCGCUCGCUUGUCAUGACGCUAUGACUGCCAAGACCUUACAGGGUAAACACAACCACUUGUCAAGUUCUGAUAUGGAAUCGUUUAAAUGUAUUUGCCAGUUUUUCAAAGUGGAAAUGAGAUAUAAUGGAUGCUCUUGUUGUCUUAGAAGAGAUGUGGCAACUUUGUAGAAGUUUACCUUUUACAAACUGAAUGACUUUAUGUGGG